CAUAAGUUUUCCAAUGUUCGCCUCAGCAGACAGAGGCGGCAGCCGCUCGAAUCUCAUUAAGACCUGAGACUACGCUUCCCUGCCACAGUUUUUCAGUGUCAGAACAGGAGCCGUGGUUUGCACACAGAAUUAAAAAUCUGGGAAAACUGUGGAGCUGUACCUCUGCCGACUUUGGAAAGUUCGCUUUUCGGGGCCCGCGUGGAGCUGUGGAGCGGCGAAAUGCAGGCGCGCUACUCCGUGUCGAGCCCGAACUCUCUGGGCGUCGUGCCCUACAUAAGCAGCGAGCAGAGCUACUACCGAGCCGCCGGUGGAGGGUACGCCGGGAUGCCGACCCCGAUGAGCAUGUAUUCCCACGCACCCCACGACCAGUACCCCUCCAGCAUGGCGCGCGCGUACGGACCGUACACCCCGCAACCUCAGCCGAAGGAUAUGGUCAAACCGCCGUACAGUUACAUCGCCCUCAUCACCAUGGCCAUCCAGAACUCGGCGGACAAGAAGGUGACCCUGAACGGGAUCUAUCAGUUUAUCAUGGAGAGGUUUCCCUUUUACAGGGACAACAAGCAAGGCUGGCAAAACAGUAUUAGACACAACUUGUCGCUCAACGAGUGCUUUGUCAAAGUUCCCCGCGACGACAAAAAGCCAGGCAAGGGCAGCUACUGGACCCUGGACCCGGACUCCUACAACAUGUUCGAGAACGGCAGCUUCCUGAGAAGGAGGCGGCGGUUCAAGAAGAAGGACGCCGUUAAGGAGAAGGAGGAUCGGACGACUAAGGAGGCGCAGCCCCGGCAGCCCGGUCGCGAGCAGGAGCAGCAGCUCGUGCAGGGCUCGCAGCCGGUGAGGAUCCAGGACAUAAAGACGGAGAACGGCCCCGCGACGCCCCCGCAGGCCGUUUCCCCCACCCUCAGCACCGUGCCCAAAAUCGAGAGCCCGGACAGCAGCAGCAGCAUGUCCACCGGCAGCCCGCAUAGCAUCCCGUCCAACCGGUCGAUCAGCCUGGACACCUCCGAGCAUCACCACCACGGCCAGGCGUCUGGUCAGGGAUUCAGUGUGGACAACAUUAUGACUUCCCUCCGGGGGUCUCCUCAGAGCGCCACGGAGCUCAGCUCAACCCUCGUGGCCUCCUCCAGGACAGGUAUAACGCCCUCUUUGUCGCUCAACUAUUCAAACCAAAAUUCCGUCUACAGCUCGCCCUGUAACCAAAACGCCAUUUCCACUAGCUCGAACGCGACGUACCAUUGUAACAUGCAAGCCAUGAGUUUGUACGCCGGGGAUCGGUCCGGCCAUCCGACAACUACAGUGGACGAAACUUUGCCCGAUUACUCCAUCACGACCACCACGUCCUCGCUGAGCCAUGGCAAUCUAAGCACCGGCCAGGACGGGCAUCACGCACCACAGGGCCGGCUCGCUUCAUGGUACCUAAACCAGACUGGGGAUUUGAGCCAUCUCGGUGCUUCGUACCCCGCGCAACAGCAGAACUUCCACUCGGUCCGAGAAAUGUUUGAAUCCCAGAGAAUUGGCUUGAAUAAUUCUCCUGUCAACGGGAAUAACAGCUGUCAAAUGUCUUUUCCCUCGAGCCAGUCCAUCUACCGCACAUCCGGGGCUUUCGUGUACGACUGCAGCAAGUUCUGACCAAACCAUUUUCAUUUGUCCAUCGUUUUUAUUUUUUUUCACAUUUUUUUACAUAUUGCCCCUCAAAGGACUCAAAACACUACCGAGAGACAGAAAUCCUAAUCUUGGUAUUAAAGGGUUACUCCCAGUGUUACUCCAGAUAACACGUAAGUUUCCUCUCGAUUAUGUUAACAUAGACAUGUCAGGAUUUCUUGGACUUGUUGUUACGUGUAAAUUGCAUAUAGUAAUUUAUUUGAAAUGUGUAGUUGGAUUUU
This is a messenger RNA of Megalops cyprinoides (Indo-Pacific tarpon), 1883 nucleotides long. RefSeq names its product forkhead box C1-A-like. Gene Ontology annotation, molecular function: RNA polymerase II cis-regulatory region sequence-specific DNA binding; DNA-binding transcription factor activity, RNA polymerase II-specific. Lineage: Eukaryota; Metazoa; Chordata; Actinopteri; Elopiformes; Megalopidae. The record is from RefSeq and is a predicted model, not a curated record. Bases 220 to 1629 code for a protein of 469 amino acids. The transcript has a single exon. Gene Ontology annotation, biological process: anatomical structure morphogenesis; cell differentiation; regulation of transcription by RNA polymerase II.